AUGCUGCACCAUUACCACCAUGGCGAAGUGGCCAGCCUGCACUGCCUCUCGCCCCCGAACCCGCCGUUCCACACCCACUACCACCACCCCGGCAUGAUCGCCGCCAGCAUGACGCCCCCUCCGCCCUUCCACUUCUCACCGGCAGCCUACGAGUAUGAGGACGAGCCUAUGCUGCAGGAAGCGCUGGCUGCCAUCGGCAAUAACAGCCCGCCCGGCUCCGGCGGGGCUGGUGAUGACAUCCAUGGCCAGACGCUGGCUUCGGCGGCGGAGGAAGAGCGGAGGCGGCGGAGGAUGGUGUCCAACCGCGAGUCAGCGAGGCGGUCGCGCAUGCGCAAGCAGCGGCAGCUCAGCGAGCUGUGGGCACGGGUGGCCCACCUCCGCGGCGCCAACCGCCGCCUCCUCGACGAGCUCAACCGCGCAAUGAGGAGCUGCGGCGACGUCCGCCGCGACAACGACCGGCUCAGCGCCGAGAAGGCCGAGCUGGAGGCCAGGCUCGAGCAGCUCAUGCAGCAAGCACAACAGAGCAACAACGCCUCCUCAGAGCCAUGCGAGAAAAACACCACUGCUGCUGUGCAAGUGGCUAGAUGA
Molecule: messenger RNA, 588 nt
Organism: Triticum turgidum subsp. durum (durum wheat)
Lineage: Eukaryota; Viridiplantae; Streptophyta; Magnoliopsida; Poales; Poaceae
Source: the annotation of a GenBank genome assembly